This is a messenger RNA of Trichophyton benhamiae CBS 112371, 1719 nucleotides long. RefSeq lists its product as uncharacterized. The record is from RefSeq and is a predicted model, not a curated record. Gene Ontology annotation, cellular component: membrane. Gene Ontology annotation, molecular function: transmembrane transporter activity. The transcript has 6 exons. Bases 1 to 1719 code for a protein of 572 amino acids. Lineage: Eukaryota; Fungi; Ascomycota; Eurotiomycetes; Onygenales; Arthrodermataceae. Gene Ontology annotation, biological process: transmembrane transport.
AUGCCGUUUGUGAACCCGUUUGCGAAGGAGCAAAAGUCCUUCCCUGGAGUCCUAAUACCACUGUCCGGUGGCUCGCCAACAAGUAAAAUUCCAGCGAAAAAGAAAUCCGUAGGUGGCACCUUUGACGAAGAGGGUGCCGCCAGCCCCCCACCGGAAUAUGAGACCGAAUUAACCCUUGAGGCUCUGAGAGCUGAGGUUGAGGCUGCUGUUGUCUCCACCGGCCAGGACACUGCAUACGAUAGAAAAUCUAUGGUCAUUAAUCGAGCAGUUCAAGAUAUUGGAAUGGGCCGCUAUCAAUGGCAAUUGUUUGUCCUGUGCGGAUUUGGCUGGUUUGCAGACAACGAAUCUCAUGUUCGAUUCACCACUUGUGCUCUGUUCAUUGGUCUUUGCCUUGGAUCAAUCAUCUGGGGAACCGCUUCCGACAUCAUUGGACGUCGCCUUGCUUUCAAUAUGACUCUCUUCCUGUGCGGCGUUUUUGGAAUUGCAGUUGGCGGUAGCCCAACUUGGAUCGGUGUCUGUGCUAUGUUUGCAUGUCUCGGUUUGGGUGUAGGUGGAAAUCUACCUGUUGAUGGUGCUCUGUUCCUUGAAUUUCUCCCCUUCGCGUCUGGAAACCUCCUGACUAUGCUCAGUGUAUGGUGGCCUGUUGGCCAAUUGGUUGCCAGUCUUAUCGCAUGGGGUCUUGUACCAAAGUAUACUUGUGCUGAAGGUCUACCUUCCUGCCAUCUUGCGCCUGCUCCAUGCUGUGCAAAGGAAGACAAUAUGGGGUGGCGAUACUUGACUUAUAUCCUUGGAGUUCUUACAUUCCUUAUGUUCUUGUCUCGUUUCUUCCUAUUCCACCUCUUUGAAUCCCCCAAAUUCCUUCUCUCUCGUGGACGUCAGGAAGACGCUGUUGCCGCCGUACACGGAAUUGCGUAUAAAAAUGGAGCAAAAACUUGGCUUACCGUGGAUAUCCUCAAUGAAGUUGGAGGACAUCCAGAUGAAGUACAAAGCCAGAAGCUAAGCACUGCCGAGAUCAUCAAGAGACAGCUGAACAAAUUCUCUGGAGAACGUAUCGCCCCGCUCUUCGCAACCAAGAGCCUUGGAUUUACUACUGUCCUUCUGUGGUUUUGCUGGGCAACUAUUGGAAUGGGCUACCCUCUUUUCAAUGCUUUCUUGCCACAAUAUCUUUCUCAGGGUGGUGGUGACAAAUAUCCACCCCCAACCACUUAUACCGGUAUGUUUGCUACCAUAUUUACUCGACUGUUCCUAUGGCUAAUAAAAUGUGAAACAGUAUACCGUGACUAUGCCAUUACUUCCAUAGUUGGUGUUCCUGGCUCCCUGAUUGCCUGCUACACCGUCGACAUCCCUUAUAUUGGACGCAAGGGUACUAUGGCCAUUUCUACCAUGAUCACAGGAGUUAUCCUGUUCUGCUUCACGAUAUCUCCUGACCCCAAAGUUCGCCUGGCAUGCACCUGCCUUGAGGCCUUCUUCCAAAAUAUUAUGUACGGCGUUUUAUACGCCUACACCCCUGAGGUUUUCCCAGCACCCAAUCGUGGUACCGGAACUGGUAUCGCCAGUUGUCUUAACCGUAUCUGCGGGCUACUGGCACCUAUUGUUGCCAUCUACGGUGGUGAUGCAAACCCUAAGGCGCCUGUGUAUGCAUCUGGUGGCCUCAUGUUGGCUGCAUUUGUUGCUAUGGUACUCCUUCCAAUUGAGACUAGAGGCAAAGCAUCUCUCUGA